GGAAUGAAAAAUAUUUCUCGUUUUUAUUAGGUCAUAUUGCUACUGAAAUUGCAAGGAUGUGCAAACAGUUGUUAGUAGUAUUAGUAUUCAGUAUUUCAAUCAAUCACUCUGAUUGAUGUAAACUACCACCUUCAUUUAUUUUUCACCCUUAUGCCCUCUUUGGGCGUUUUUGUACUUUUUUUUAAAUUUGUUGAUCAUUUUGGCUGGUUGGUCUUUUACUCUUACAUGUCUUUUAUGCUCUAUUGGUGCAUUACUACCAUUCUGUGACCUUCAUGUCAAAAAUGUCCACCAGCACAAAAACUGCUAUUAAAUCACCAUUAAACCCCCCCCCCAUACAUCUCUUAAACAAUUUCAGAUGAGCUCAGAACUACUAAACAUCCAAUCAUUUUUCAUAAUUUUAACCCUUUAUAUGCCAGUUUAUAUAUUUGAAUUAUUCCAUAAUUUCUUCCCCCCCAAAAAAAACACAAAAAAUAAUUAUUUUCCAUAUAAUUAAUAGUAGGGGGCUCAGGCUUUGGUGGUGAUUAGAGUCUUGGAUAUGUCAAAGAUUAGCAAAAAAAAAUAUUUGAUGGCAUUAGUAUUUUUGAUGUAGUAAUAGAUACUUCCUCUGGACACCCUCUUGGCCAAAAAAUACCUCAUAGACUUCCAUUCAAACCACAUUUUUUAAAAUCUCACUGUCAUUAUGGAAUACAACCAUGUAUUCUGUAAUUCAGCAUUUCAUUUUGAAGAAAAUUAGUGAUAUUUGAAAUUUUUACUGUAGUCUACCAAAUCUAACCUCUUUGAAGGCUUGUAUUUUUGCCAGUUAUAUCAUGGAGCUUUGUGACUACCAGGGGAUGCGAUGUGUGUGUGUGAUGUGUGUGUGUCUCUGUCCAGCAGGUCCUGCACCAUGUGACCUGGUGCUCUCAAGGAAUGUACCGGUUACACUUGUGCAGACGUUAGAAAACCAGCACAGCUACUGCUGGUUUGCAGCAGUAGCCAUGAUGAUGUCGGAGGUGUCUGCAGGGGCAGCAACAGGGAUCUGUAACUCCACCACCAGAGUAGCAGCAGCUGCUGUAGGGAGUGUGCUUUCUCUGCACGAUCUCUGAGGAAACCAUGGACUUCUGCAGCUCCUAUAAGAACAACCUCAGUCUGUGGCCUCGCCACUUUCAGACGAAGGGUCAGAGGCACUCACAGAAGUGAACGACGACAUUGAAAUUCUGUGAAUCUGUUAUCAUGCACUGAUUGAAAAGAUGUCCAGCAGCCUUUGGUUAAAGAAGAGGUCCCCUCUGAGUGGAGCCCCAGCCUGGACCAGGAGAACCCAGAGCUCCUCCAGAUUAAAGGGGAACAGGAAGAACUCCUGAUCAGUCCAGAGGGAGAGCAGCAUAAUGGUCUGGAGGAGGCUGAUUUCACCAGGUUCCCAUUCACUGUGCUUCUUGUGAAGUGUGAAGAUGAAGAAGAGAGACUUGAGUGUUCACUGCCUCAUCACAGCCAAGCAGAGGACAACAGAGAGGCAGAGCAUCCAGCCAGCAGCUCAGCUGUGAAGAUAAAAACAGAAACUGAUGGAGAGGAAUGUGGAGGAUCAGAACCAGCCAGGGUGAGACAGCCAGACAGUCAUUCACAACCACACACUGAUGAUGGAAAGACUUCCAACUCUUCUGAGAUUGGAAUCCAUUAUGCUGACUGGCUAGACCCUUUGUCUGAUUGUAAAGCUGAAACUGAAGACCAUGACCAUGAUGAUUGGAUGGACACCAGGUCACCUGAGUCUGCUGUGAAUGUUCUUAAAUAUGAGGAGGCUCCUGUAAGUUGUGUGACAUCCUUAAGCCUCACCAGUGGUUUGGAUAGUAAAAACUGUUAUAGAGUUGAGCUAAACCAAGACAAACAGACCAGAGGUCAAACAGAGGAGAAACCAUUUGAUUGUGAUGAUUGUGGGAAAAGAUUUACAUUACAGGCAAAUCUGAGGAGACACAUGGCAGUUCACACGGGAGAGAAACAAUUUGGUUGUGAUGUUUGUGAGCAAAGAUUUAUAUAUCAGGAAAGUCUGAAGAGACACAUGACAGUUCACACAGGAGAGAAACCAUUUGCUUGUGAUGAUUGUGGGAAAAGAUAUACUCAGCAGGGAGCUCUGAAGAGACACAUGAGAAGUCACACGGGAGUGAAACCAUUUAGUUGUGAUGAUUGUGGGGAAAAAUUUACACAACGAGGGCAUCUGAAGAGACACAUGAUAGUGCACACAGGAGAGAAACCCUUUGGUUGUGAUCAAUGUGGGAAAAGAUAUACACAGCAGGGAAAUUUAAAACAACACAUGAGAAUUCACACAGGAGAGAAACCAUUUGGUUGUGAUGAUUGUGGGGAAAGAUUUGCAUAUCAGGAAACUUUGAAGAGACACAUGAUAGGUCACGCAGGAGAGAAACCUUUUGAUUGUGAUGAUUGUGGGAAAAGAUAUACACAGCAGGGAUAUCUGAAGAGACACAUGAGAAUUCACACAGGAGUGAAACCAUUUGGUUGUGAUGAUUGUGGGGAAAAAUUUACACAACAGUGGCAUUUGAAGAGACACAUGAUAGGUCACACAGGAGAGAAACCAUUUGGUUGUGAUCAUUGUGGAAAAAGAUAUACACAGAAGGCAGAUCUGAAGAGACACAUGAGAAUACACACAGAAGAGAAAUAAUUUGGUUGUGAUGAUUGUGGAAAAAUAUAUACCCAGCAGGGAGAUCUGAAGAGACACAUGAGAGUUCAAACAGGUGAGAAACCAUUUGGUUGGUAUGACUGUGGGGAAAUAUUUACAGAAAAGGAAGAUUUGAAGAGACACAGAAGACUUCACACAGGAGAGAAACCAUUUGUGUUGUGAUGACUGUGGGAAAAUAUUUUAAUGGAAAACAAUUUUCAAUCAACAUCUGAAAGUCCACAAUGAAUAAAAACCUUUCUAUUCAGUUUUUUGCUUAAGGCAAAUUAAGUAAAUGUGUUGUUAAGAGCCUGAGCAGGCCUUCUUUCAUUGUUUCAUGUUUUAUUUUUCUUGUGUUUGUGUCAAAGUUGUUUAUAAAUGAGAAGGAAGGAAACAAUGUUUUUAACUCUCUUUUAAAAAAAAUGAAUACUCUGUUUGGUACUAAAACACUUUCAUUUACACCUCCCAUAUUUUCUUCUGUACUUUUCUUGAAAUGAGAUGUAUGUGACUAUAAACUCCCGAACUGAUUGUUAUAAGUUGGAAAGUGCAUUAUUUAGUUACCACUUUUAAAUAAAUUCUACUGUAACCUA
Molecule: messenger RNA, 3225 nt
Organism: Centropristis striata (black sea bass)
Lineage: Eukaryota; Metazoa; Chordata; Actinopteri; Perciformes; Serranidae
Product: gastrula zinc finger protein XlCGF8.2DB-like
Exons: 2
Coding region: 1718-2641 (307 amino acids)
Biological process (GO): central nervous system development; regulation of transcription by RNA polymerase II
Cellular component (GO): nucleus
Molecular function (GO): DNA-binding transcription factor activity, RNA polymerase II-specific; RNA polymerase II cis-regulatory region sequence-specific DNA binding
Source: RefSeq, a predicted model, not a curated record